UCAUUCAUUCACAGCGCCGAAGUGUUGGUGGCAAGUGUAAAGAACAGUCGAAGACAAAAGAUAAGAAGAGGAAGCAGCAGCAUAAGUAGAGUGCUUAAAAGGAAAAACAUUGCAGUGCUUUGUGCUCAAAUAAAAAUAACAAAAACACAGUGAAAAAUAAGUGGCAGUCGAGCAAGGCUGAGAAGGUGGGAAUCGCCACCAAAGUGGAGACAUCAAGUGUGGUCUCAUCGGUGCUAAAUUAAAUUUAUACCAUCGAGCGCACGAAACAGACGUUAUCCGGCCGCCCACUGUGGUUAACACAAAAGGAUGCGAGAAUAAAAUAAAAUAAAAUAAAUAAAAAAUAAAAUAAAAUAGGAAAAAUAAAAACAGAAAACAAAUAAAAUAGGCAAAACAAGACGACGCAGCAGAACGUAGAAGACAAAACGAAUGGGCUGCAAGUCCAUGUGGCAGCCGACGUGGCAGUCAAAUGUAAAUGGAACACUCAUUGCCGCUGAGCCGAGCGCAGCGCAGCGCAGACAACAAUUCACAGUGCUAUCGGUGUGGUAGUCGGUCUUUAACGGCCUGCAACCGACGACGACGAUAGCAUUGGACGGUAGGCGUGGGAGCGACCAACCGCCGACGAAGCAAAUGUAUAAUAAAUUGCAUGAAAAACUCAAUCAUUACGCCAGCAGCAGGGAGCUAAUUUAGUUACACACAUCACCAGCUAACAGCCAGCCCACAGCCUUGGCAAAGCAGCAGGACCAACCUAUCAGCCGGUCAACUGCUGGUUUGUGAUUUUGGGGGCUCAGAUUGAAUGACUUGUUCACACUGUGGUGUCGCAGCAGAGGCAGAGACAGAGACAGCGACAGCAACAACACAGUGAAUUAAUUUCAUUCACAGUUCUCAUCAACAACAGCAACAACAAACCCAUUUUGAACAAGAACAAAAACAACAACAACACAUACUAUCAUUAUUGGCAACGCUGUUUCAUUUGCAUUUGCUUGCAGCCACCAACAGCUUGAGGAAUAACCAAAGACACGACACAGUUGGGGUCCGGUGCGCAAAGGAAUGAACGUAUUAGUCGCUGUGGCAGGCAAAGUGACGGUACCAGUAAGACAGCUUAUGCCAUAGUCGCCUUGGUGUCACUUUAAGUUGCCGUCAGUGGAAUAGCAACAAAUCACUGUCAAAGGGCUCAUUGUCGGUAGUGUGUGUGCAUUAGAGUCGGUCGAACUUUGCAGACUCUAUAGUUUGGUUUCGGAGUAGUGGCGCGUAGGCUAGCGUCCGCUUGACGUUCGGUCGCUUGUGACAUUUUGUGAUAGUAAACAUCUGGCUGUUUGUUGUCCUUCGUCGCUUGUCGCUUGUCGUUCGUCGUUCGCUGCGCGCCGUGCCAACGUCAUUCGUCGUUCGAAGUUCGAAGUGUACCCAAAGGCGUUUGUUCGGGCGGCUGUGGCGUUGGGUGGGUGAUGCCAACCCAUUGAGAGCAAAUGAUGAAGCACAAGGGUUCCAGUUAUUGCUGUCGCUGGUUCACACUUUUCUUGCUCGCCAUGGGCAUUGUUCUUGUUUCGCCAGAUAUACACACGAAUUUUGCUGACAACAAUAAACAAACGACAACCAAAGGAACAACAGCUAACACAACAACAACAAUAAUGUCAACAACAACAACAACAAGAACGACAACAAUGCAAGCAAAUACAUUGCGUACAAUGAAAAUGCUAGAAGCAAUGGGUUUCAUUGACGCCAACAGGUACAAUGUCAACGAUAAGAACAACAACAAUAAAAAUAAUUUUAACAACUACCAUUCAAAUCUGUUGAUUGCCAACGGCAACAGGAACAGUAAAAACAGCAACAAAAUGUACAUUAGUGCACCGAGCAGGCAGGAGCUGUGGCGUCAGCAAUUGCAGCAGUUAGCGGAUCGAGCGCUGCCGGCGGAGAAGGUGGAGCCGAAGCAGGAGCUGGAACAAGAACUGGAGGAACAUAUGGUUUCAACGCCUCAAUCGAUGACAAUAAUGGUCGAAAAACCCACAACAAGCCCAGCAGCAGCAGCAGCAACAACCACAACAACAAUAAAACAAAUAACAAAUCCAACAAAAAUAGCAACAAAAAUGCUAAGCGUCAGCACGGCAACAACGUUAGCCGCAAGUAAACCGACGACGACCACAAUUACAAUAGCAACAAGCGCAAUCACAACGCGACACAGUGGCAGCACAAUAAAGUUGCCGCCUGACAACAUGGCCAAUAUAAAUGUCAGCGGCAUAAAUGCGAAAGGCACAAUGAUAUAUAAGCAACAACGUCAACGGCAACACGAAGAGCGAAAGCAACAACAACAACAGAAGCAGCAGCAUGAAAGGCAGCACCAACAACAGCAACCGCAACACACACAGACACUGGUUGUUGUUGCUGGCAAUAGAAGCGCAAAGCAACCGCAAAAGUACAUCGGCCAUACUCUGUUAGGCGACAGCGGCAGCACGCAGGCAUCCGCAGCGAUGAUUGUGGCAACGCCUGUGAGGCGUGGCGGCGAGUUGGCGAAUGUGACAGCUACAGCACAAACGCAAAUAGCAAUCAACGGUAAGAGCAACAGCAACAGCAACAACAACAACAAUAACCGCAAUAGCAACGACAUUGUUGAUGGCAUUACAACGCCAAUAACUGCAGCAACAACAAGAAGAAUAACAGUAGUAGACACAUUCAUAAUAACGCCAACACCAUCAGCAACAACAACAAAAACGCUAAGAACACAAAGCAAGCAAUUUGAGUCAGCGCGCAUUUCAUACGAUUACAAAGCAACUGACGCCAACGACGCCACCGACGCCACCGACGACUUGAAGCGCACGACGGAAACGGAUGCGCCAAUGAUUGCGGCAAGGCAUGAGGAAAUGGAAGUGGUUCGUCAAUAUCAACACAAAUUUUCCAGCUCAUACUUAGACGCCGCCGGCAACAGGGACCACGCUGCUGCGGCGAACUACGGCAACACACACAGCUUUGCGGCGCUCGUACAAAUGUCGGCGAAGCAGCAAGAACAGCAGCAAAGGCAGCAGCAGCAGCGCAAUCGCUGGGUGCGUCAAGCGGAGGAGGAGCCGAUAGACAAAUGCCGCAAGUUUAAUGAGGGUGAUGCGGCGAAAAACGAAUUCUACAGUCCCGAUUAUCCGAACGAUUACCCAAAGAACAUCAGCUGUACACGCGUGAUUAAAGCGCCGCCAGGACAGAUAAUCCGUUUAGAUUUUCGCAAUUCAUUCCACAUUGAAGCGAAAGAGGAAUGCAAAUUUGAUGUUCUCGAGAUACGUGAUGGCCAGUACGGCUUCUCGAACUUGCUUGGCAAAUAUUGUGGUACGGAUUUUCCACCGGAAAUCACAUCGAAAGAACGUUACCUCUGGUUGCAUUUUCAAUCGGAUGAGAGUAUCGAGUACUCGGGUUUUACAGCCGUUUUCGAAUUUAUGGAUCGCAGUAAAGAAGCUCCCUCCACCGACCUGAACUGCACAAUCGAAAAGUCGGGUUUCGAGGAUUUCGUCAACUCCACCGAUGUGCCCGAAGACAUUCGUGAUACUGCGAUUAAAAAUCGAGUGCCGUUAGAUUGCAUUUGGCACAUACAGGUGCAGGAGAAUUGGAAGAUACAAAUGAAAUUCGUGGAUUUCCGUUUAGUCAAACCGAAUGAUUGUGAAGCGAAUUUCUUGGACAUAUUUCCCGAACAAACCAUCAUGCCGCUUAGAAAAAAAAACUUUUGCGGAUCUGCUGGUGAAGGCAUCACAUCCGAUUCGAACACGCUGAAUAUUCGUUUCUUUGCUGAGCCAGCGGCCAUCAAUUCAACUUUCUCCAUUUUAUUUACGGCUUUUCGAGAUAAAGGAUCUGGAAGUUGCACAGAUGAAGAAUACGAUUGUGAGGAUGCCACAUGCAUUGACCGCAAGCUCAAGUGCAAUUCACGUGACAACUGCAAAUUUCGUUGGGACGAGGAGGGUUGCAAUAAAGAGACCGCGGAAGGAUCUGAGCAUAUUUACAUUAUCAUGGUUGUCUUCGGUCUAAUCUUGGGUGGCAUGAUUUUGACAUUCCUAGUGAAUUGCAUACGCAAGAUAAUGCAUGAUCAGAAAAUCAUACGGGAACACAUACGCCAGUCGAAGGAGAGCAAACUGAACGAGUUGGGCCGCAAUUCGAAGGCGCGCUCAAGGGAGAAUUUAUCGAGCACAAUGCCGAGACCCAAGCAUUCGCAGACAUCGUUGCAAAUACUUAACGACGCAUCGAAUCGCUAUUAUCGCGAGGUGGUGCCCAUGUCGCGCGCCAGCAGCAAAAGCGAUCUCAAGGAGCGUGAACACAGCAUUCUGCGGCAACGCAACGACAUCGUGGUGCAGACGAGCUUCUGCGUGGAUGACAACAGCUCCGAGGCGACGGUGGAGGCAGCGUUGGCGGCAAAUGCCUGCGAUAUGGGCUGUCAGACGCGCGAAUCGCUCUUCGCCACACCGCUGAUGCACCAGAACUCGAUGGGCUCGCUAAAGGACAAGGCCAGUCUACAUUCGCGUUCACGUUUCUCCACAUUCGGCUACGAGACCGCACAGCCGACGCCACCACCACCAUCGCAGCAGCCAGCUAGCGCCCGUGGCGGCCAACUAACGGGACUAAAUAUACGCGACGCGCGGGAAUAUAUUGAGAUGCGCGAACGACAUCCCGGCCCUAAGCCCAAAAUGCCGCAUAUGCAUCGCAUGGAUGCACUGCCGCCCACACCGCCCACGCCAGCUGCGCCGGCCGAGAUGUGCCACCAUCAUCAUCAACAUGCCGCACACACGCAUGUACACACGCAACAACAACAACAACAAUCGCAGCCGCAGCAGCAGCAAUCACGCCAGCAAUCAGCACAGCAACAGCAACAGUUGUCGAUGCAGCCAUCCAAGGAGAGUGCGGGCGGCGGUGGCGGCGGCAGGUCAACCGCGGCAGCAACAACAACAGUAACCACGGCGACAUCAGCUCAGGGAAAAGGCAAGCCAAAGCUAAGUCAAUCGACAGCUUACAUAGACAUUAGGAAUUCAGCGCCGGAUGUCAUCAUAAUGACAUCACAUUGACAUUUAAGUAACUCAGCGAAAAUCACGCCAUAUCCACAUGGGAGCGCACAACAGCAACAAAAACGCAUUAGCACACUCGAGCGACUAUGGGAAUGUGCUGGCAGCAGCAAAACGGCCAACGUCGGUGCUACGGAGCGCGAAUUUGAGUGAAAAACGCACACGAAUGAGCAAGUCAUUUGGUUGGGCAAAGCUUUUAAGCGCACGGAUGUGCCGACACAUACCCAAACACACACAUAUGCUCAAUGUUGGCAGCUUGAAGUCACACAACUUACCUUAUUAAAUGCUUGAUUUGCGAAAGGUUAUUCGGCGCAAUUAUAUUGAGGUUAUGUUGGCGCAGGAAAUCGAUGAAUUUCAUUUCGCAACGCUUUAAUAUCAACAAAUAUGUAUUAUUAACCGAAAAUAUGUAACGAAGUUCAAUUUUUAAUCUAACACUGGCUCCUUAAGCUUAAUUUCAAAGCAAGUUUUAAUUCAAUUAAUCGAGAUUAUUCGGUUCAUGUUUAGAUUACUUGGCGGAUUACCGUGUUUUACAAUAUCUAGUUGGUAUUAAAAAAGGUAAUUAAGUUUUAAUUUAUAUAAAUAAUUAAUUAAGCAGCGAUUGUCUAAAUUAUCAUAAAUUUUCAAUAUCAAAAUUAUAUGACGAACUCUAUUUUAUAGAUUUUAGUGGCAGAAGAAAAUAAUUAACAAUUUUAGACAAAAUUUAUAUCGAUAAACAGAGUCUGUCAAGCUGAUGAUUUUUAACACCUAUACCACAAAAUAACAGUAAAUAUCUACGUUAAAGCUUUCUUAAAUUGUCGGCUGAACUUCGUCUCUCAAUUGUGAAAUUCCUCUGAGUAACUGUUGAAAUUUUAUGCGUAGUUUUUUCCUGCCUUUAAGAAAUACUUUUUUUUAGCAAUGAGAAAAAAUAGUAAGACUUUGUUCAUAAUUCUAAAAUUCUUAAUUUAUUCUUCAAAAUCCACCCUCGGCUCCAUUAGACUUGUGCUAACAAAACUAACAACAACAUCCAAUCUUCGAAACAUUUGUUAAAGACAAUUUCCGGAAAAACCUGCAAUGCGCGUAGCGAUUCAGGUUUAAUGUCUUCAAUUGACUCAAAACGGUUUCCCCGGAGCAGUCGUUUGAGUUUGCUGAAUAGCCAUAAGUUACACGGAGCUAAAUCAGGCAAAUACGGUGAUUGCGGCACGAUAUUAAGUAGUUGAAAAUUUAGAGAAAAACUCACGAGGUACCAAUGCAGUAUGCAACGGUGUAUUAUCGUGCUCAAAAACCAGGAGUUUUCGGGCCAUAAUUCCGGCCACUUUCGACGAAUAGCUUCGCGCAAACGACGCAUACCAUUGAAAUAGUAUUCCUAGUUGACAGUUUGGUUGGUCGGAAGGAAUUCGGAGUGUACCACAUGUCGAUAAUCGAAGAAAACUCCCAGCAUAUCCUUGACUUUUGACCUGCUUUGACGUGUUUUUUCGGCAUCGGCUCACCAUUGCCAAAAUCUUCGGCCGAUUGAUCGUCUGUUUCCGGGUUGAGGUAUAGCUACAAGACCCAUCGCCAGUAAUGAUACGUUUCGUGGCAUUCUGGUAGUGAGAAAUCAUUGUUCCAUAGAUGUUUUUCGAGAAAAUUGAGUGAUGUUGAAAUCAAUCGUGCUUUCACUUUUCUUAGGGCAAAAUGAUCUUUCAAAAUGGUUUUAACUGAUCCUUCCGAUAUUCCAAGGAUGCAAGUAAGUUCUCUGACCGUCCUAGACGCGGUUCGUCGUCAACUCGUUCUCGACCCUCUUUGAAUAAUUUUUACCAAUCAAAAACACUUGCUCGUGACAAACAAGUAUCACUGAAGUCAUUUUUUAACAUUCUGAACGUUUCAAAAGUUUAAUGGAACUUCUUCACUCAUCGUAAAAAUCGCCGAAUGCACUUUAUAUACUAAACACUAAUGGUUAUUAUACCCAGAACAGGGUAUAUUAAGUUUGUCAAGAAGUUUGUAAUACAAAGAAGGAAGCGUCGGAGACCCUAUAAAGUAUAUAUAUAAAUGAUCAGUAUGUUGA
Molecule: messenger RNA, 7038 nt
Organism: Bactrocera neohumeralis
Lineage: Eukaryota; Metazoa; Arthropoda; Insecta; Diptera; Tephritidae
Gene: Neto
Exons: 12
Coding region: 1464-5021 (1185 amino acids)
Molecular function (GO): protein binding
Source: RefSeq, a predicted model, not a curated record